This is a messenger RNA of Salvelinus sp. IW2-2015, 1098 nucleotides long. RefSeq names its product protein Hook homolog 3. Gene Ontology annotation, cellular component: cytoplasm; centrosome. NCBI's taxonomy places the organism in Eukaryota, Metazoa, Chordata, Actinopteri, Salmoniformes, Salmonidae. Gene Ontology annotation, molecular function: microtubule binding; dynein light intermediate chain binding. The record is from RefSeq and is a predicted model, not a curated record. Gene Ontology annotation, biological process: cytoplasmic microtubule organization; cytoskeleton-dependent intracellular transport.
UCCCAGCUGGUUGGAAAAAGCUUGACAGAGGGGUGACCGGUAGAUGUGUGUCUUAGCGUCUCUGUUUAUGAUUAAAUAACAUUUACUUUCGACGUUGUAUGCAUUAAUGCAAGUGAAAACAGCGUGGGACCGUAUCCGUUCUGUCRGGAAAACCGGUUAGCUAGCUUUUUACAAAUAAUAAUACCUCGUUUUGGUCAUCCAGUUGAUCAGACGUGUCGGUCUUGUUGAUUUCAUCUCGAUAGCUGGCUGGCUAGCCAUUUUCAGAUAAAGAAGGGCGAUCAACGUGGAUUAAUUGGACUAGYUACCUACAGUACGAUGAGUACCUUGGAUUCUGUGGAUCGAGUUGAACUGUGYGAGAGCCUUUUGACAUGGAUCCAAACGUUUGGAUUGGAGGCACCAUGCAAAACAGUGGAAGAUCUCACAAGUGGGAUUGUCAUGGCCCAGGCCCUACAGAAAAUAGACAUUGUGUAUUUCACUGACAACUGGAUCAGUAGGAUCAAGCCUGAGGUGGGAGAUAACUGGCGACUAAAGAUCAGUAAUCUGAAGAAGGUGUUGAAAGGUAUACUGGACUACAACCAGGAGGUCCUUCAACAGCAGAUCAAUGACUUCACCCUGCCAGACAUCAACCUGAUAGGAGAACACUCAGACCCUGCAGAGCUGGGCAGGAUGCUACAACUCAUACUGGGCUGUGCUGUCAACUGUGAGCAGAAACAAGAAAACAUCCAGACCAUAAUGAUGCUGGAGGAAUCUGUUCAACAUGUUGUCAUGACAGCCAUUCAAGAGCUGAUGAGCAAAGAGUGUCCAGUUAUUGGAGGAAAUGAAUCGUACGCUGACAUCGAUAGACAGCUGAAGAAGACGGUAGAGGAUCUGAAUGACGCUCUAGUCACCAAGGAGGAGAUCGCACAGAGAUGUCACGAGCUGGACAUGCAGGUGGCAGCACUACAGGAGGAGAGGGGUAGUCUCCUGGCUGAGAACCAGAUCCUCAUGGAGCGUCUCAACCAGUCUGACUCCAUAGAAGACCUGAACAGCCCUGUAGGACGCAGACACCUGCAGCUACAAACACAGCUAGAACAGCUCCAGGAGGAGACCUUCAGGUAA